AACGCCUCUUGUUCACCAAUUUUACAUCUAGUCUACUAUAAAUACUGACUUUUAACUGGAUUAAUGUUAGUAGUAACUUUACACAGUUCGCUGUUAUCUUUUAUUUCAAUUGUAGUGCACUUUUGAAACUAAAACUAUAUCACCAUGAUGCGCUCAGUAGCUGCCGUACUCCUCUUCGGAUUAGCCGUCGUACUCGCCCAAGCCCCAACGUCACCGAAACCAGACACCGUUAUCGUGAAGAAAAUCUACGGUACUCCCCCAGCUGGAUUAGUUAGAGGAGGUUUCUACCCAGGAGCAUACCCAGGAUACCAACAACCAUACCCAUACCAAGGCCAAUACAACCAAUACUACCAACAAGGCUACUACAACCAAUACCGUGGUCAAUACCCCGGAUACUACCCAGGUUUUGUAGGGCCAUCUGCCGCUCCAGUAUACGCUUCCCCAGCUCCAGUCUACGCUUCGCCAGCUCCAUUCCCAGUUACCCCAGCUCCUUUCGCUAAAUCUCCAGUCCCACAAGUCCAAUACUCUGGCAAAACCGGAGUCCCAGACAAAGAUGCCCGUAUUGUACAAGAAGACCGUGAAGUCAACUUCGACGGAACUUUCAAAUACUCUUACCAAACCGACAACGGUAUCGCCGUAACCGCCGAAGGUUCGCUUAAACCACCCCAGGCUGACAGCGAAGGACCAAUCCAAGUCAUCCAAGGAUCUUACACUUUAUACACCCCAGAAGGUGUCCCAGUACAAAUCUCCUACAUUGCUGACGAACAAGGAUACAGAGCAUCCGGUGACGCUAUCCCAACCUUAGCCCCAGAAGCCGCUGCUGCCAUCGCUAAGUCCAUCGCCGAAGGCGCCGGUGCCCCACAAAAGAAAUAAGUCUUUAGUUUAUAACUAAUUUUUUUUGUAACCAGUUUGUUUUCUUUUUUAUUUUCCUUCGAUUCUCAAAGUAAAAUGUUGUUUAUAUUGUACAUUACUUGUACAUGUCGAUUUUUGUAAUAAAUUUGCCUUUUUAGUCAA
Planococcus citri (citrus mealybug) is the source of this 1014-nucleotide messenger RNA. RefSeq names its product endocuticle structural glycoprotein SgAbd-1-like. NCBI's taxonomy places the organism in Eukaryota, Metazoa, Arthropoda, Insecta, Hemiptera, Pseudococcidae. The record is from RefSeq and is a predicted model, not a curated record. The transcript has 3 exons. The coding region runs from base 145 to 873 and encodes 242 amino acids.